Molecule: messenger RNA, 1333 nt
Organism: Suncus etruscus (white-toothed pygmy shrew)
Lineage: Eukaryota; Metazoa; Chordata; Mammalia; Eulipotyphla; Soricidae
Gene: KLHDC8B
Product: kelch domain containing 8B
Molecular function (GO): protein binding
Source: RefSeq, a predicted model, not a curated record
AGCAGAGUCUCCAGACUGUCAGACUCCCCUUGUCGCCCCAUCACUUUGUAGCGUGGAGGUGAGGCGUCACCAUGCGCCUCACCAGAUCUGCGGCAUGACCAGAUAGCAUGGCCUGGAGGUGAAGACCAUGGCUACGGGAGGUGGCCGGGCCUUUGCCUGGCAGGUAUUCCCACCCAUGCCCACAUGCCGUGUGUAUGGCACCGUGGCAUAUGAGGAUGGGCACCUGCUAGUGUUGGGGGGCUGUGGCCGCACUGGAUUGCCCCCUGGACACUGCUGAAAACACUGGACAUGGGCUUCUCAUACAUGGCUGGCACUAGCCCCUCUGCCCACUGCCCGAGCGGGUGCAGCUGCUGUGGUCCUGGGCAAGCAGGUGUUAGUGGUGGGUGGUGUGGAAUGAGGGCCCAGAGCCCUGUGGCUGCUUGUGGAGGCCUUCCUGACCGACGAGGGCCGCUGGGCGCGUGCCACCCUCCCUCAGGCAGCUAUGGGGGUCGCAACUGUGGAGAGAGAUGGCAUGGUGUAUGCUCUGGGGGGAAUGGGCCCUGACACGGCCCCCCAGGCCCAGGUUCGGGUCUAUGCUCGUCGGGACUGUUGGCCUCUCGCUGCCUUCCAUGCCCUCCACACCCCCUGCUACGGGGGCCUCUACUUCCUACAUGGGAACAAGAUCUAUGUCCUAGGGGGCCGCCAAGGCAAACUCCCAGUGACUGCUUUUGAGGCCUUUGAUCUGGAGGCCCGGACCUGGACCAGACACCCAAGCUUGACCAGCCGCAGGGCCUUUGCUGGCUGUGCCAUGGCCGAAGGCAGCGUCUUUAGCCUGGGAGGCCUGCAGCAGCCCGGGCCCCCACAAUUUCUAUCCCGUCCACACUUUGUCAACACUGUGGAGAUGUUCGACUUGGAGCAUGGGUCCUGGACCAGACUGCCCCGUAGCCUGCGCAUGAGGGAUAAGAGAGCUGACUUUGUGGUUGGUUCUCUGGGAGGCCACAUUGUGGCCAUUGGGGGCCUUGGAAAUCAACCGUGCCCUCUGGGCUCUGUGGAGGCUUCAGCUGGCUCGACGAGGCGCUGGGGAGUCAUUGCCUGCCAUUCCCCCACUGCUCGUUGCUCCUGCUCUAGUCUGCAGGCUGGGCCCCGACUGUUUGUCAUUGGGGGUGUGGCCCAGGGUCCCAGUCAAGCUGUGGAAGCACUGUGUCUUCGUGAUGGGGUCUGAAUGUCUGUCUAUUUGGGGCAGUUUGGUACCACACGGCAGAUCCUGUGACCGCUUCUGCUGCUAAGGAAGGUCACUGUCGGCUCUGUGGGAUCAGAGUGGGGGAAGGCACAGGAGUAAGCACUGAAGACACAG